UGUGGAACGGUUUGGUUCGUAUAAAGUCAUAUUGAUGUCUUUUUAUAUAAAAGUGAUUUCUGGUAUCCUAAUGUUCAGUCUUGGGAGAUCCCAUACAUGGCUGCUUGCAGUAUUUUUUCUCAUGGAUGUGAGCCUGCCAAAUGCCACGUUCAGCUUUUUCAACUUAUCGCUGACUGAUAUCAUCGACGAUGACGUGGUACGAUUUCAACGAAGAUCACCACUGUCUUCUAUGAUGUUUGGUACCAAUGCGUUGUUUACAAAACCAGCCCAAUCUGUCGCUCCUAUGUUGGUAGUCAGUAUACUCAAUCGUCAUGGAUACCAGUCAGCUAUAUCUCAUGGACACAUAGAAGACAAUCCUGAAUUGCUUGAUGCAAUAUUUCUAUUGGUCUGUGCAGUGCCCACUGUACUAGGAGUGUGUCAGUUGUUGGCAUGGUUACAGUAUACACUACGAAGCAGCCAUCUUGUAACACCAAAAUAUAUUGAAACUUAAACAGGAAAUGUUUUGUACACUCUAUUUUGUGUGUUACAGGUGGUUUUAUUUCAGUACCUUAAUUAUUAUAACAUUUACCGUUUUCUAGGUUUAUUGAAUGUCAUUCC
Molecule: messenger RNA, 597 nt
Organism: Saccoglossus kowalevskii
Lineage: Eukaryota; Metazoa; Hemichordata; Enteropneusta; Harrimaniidae
Product: solute carrier family 68 member 1-like
Source: RefSeq, a predicted model, not a curated record